GCCACAGCAGCAGCAGGGAGUGUAGUGUCUCCACGCCCAGUGCGUGUCCAGACCGUCCUCCCCAGCAUGCUUGACGCGGGAGUGGGGAUCAUGCAGAGCUGGUUCUGUGCCUGCUUUGACAGCUCCUGGGUGUUGUACACCUGCGUCCUUCUGGUCCUGGUCGUCUGGGUGGCCAUGGCGACGCAGCACAGCUUCUCCUGGAGAAGCAGGAUGGCUCUUCUGGUCCGCAGGCUCCGGCGGAGGGGGACGGAGGACGAGGGAGAAGGUGCAAAGAAGCAGCGGGUGAAGCAGCCGCGUGACCGGCUGUGGUGGGACCCCCCACGCCGCGCUCACCGAGCCGCCAGGCGCCGCUCCAUCCGCCAGCUGCUCUGUGACAACACAGACUGUGCCCUGUGCAACGAGGCGGCCCGGCAAGCCGAGCGGCUGGUAUACACUGAUAGGGUCAGCGCGUGGGUCCCUGCCGGGCCAGGGUCACCUCCUGCUCCCGCCUCCCGCUCCAAAGAGAGGGACCUGCUCGGUAGAGGCCUGGAUGUGCUGCGGUGGUGCCACUCUAGGACAUCUAUAGGCGACCAGGUCCUCCCACUGGCGCAGGGCCCCUUCCCACCCAGCAAGUCCCGCUCCCCUCCCGAGCGCCAGGCAGGCAGCCGGAAAACGGAGCGCCGCCCGCCGAGGGAGGAUGAGGAGAGGCUGUCCCGCCCACAGCAGGCCAAAGGCUCCUCCACAGAGCAGGACGAAUAUCUCUUCUGCUCCUCUCUCUGGGAUGAGACUCUCCUUCACGGGCAAGAGCAGGCCCAGAGCUCCUCUUCUCUCCAGGACGAGCCGCCCCUACUCGCUUGGGAGCUGAGAACUGGGUCGAGCCAGCACGAGCCAUUUCUUCCCAGGCAUGAGGAGUUCCCCGGCCCCGCUCCUGCCCAGCACGAGCCCUUCCCUCCAAGCCAAGCGGAACAUGGCUGGGUCGGGAGUUUCCUGCACAGAGGCAGAGCAAGGAGCCCCCAGGCCGCUCCCCAGAGGCAGGCGCAUCGCCCCAAUUGGGUGCCGUUUCUGGCCAAGUCCCCAGGCGGGACCAGGAUGUCAGGGCGGGAGGCCAAACGCCAGCGAGACCAAGAAAGCACGGCACCCAGGGCCACAGGGGAAGCUCCAACGUCUCUGGCUGGGAGACCCCCGGCGCGGGUCAGCCCUGGAGCCCUGCGUGUGUCCGGCAGGCUCGAAUUGGCCGAAGCAGAGACCCCUUUCCUCCAGCGCGACGUCAGGGAGAGUCUCGAGCGGCAUGUCCAGGUGAAGAGGCUGCAGCACACCCUGGGGCUGCCCUGCACCCUGCAGAGCGCGUUGAAGAUCUUCAUGCCCCCAGCACCGAAACCCAUCGCACGCAGACCCUCGGGGGUAGGCAGGGUGGUGACGAUGCCACAGGCCCUGCCCUUCCUGAGCGUUGGCUCCAGGACAGAGCUGGAGCGGCAUCUGCAGAGGAUGGUGCAUCUAAAGAGAUGGGGGCUGCCCAGGAGGAUCCAGGAGUCCCUGAGGCUGCUGAUGCCAGCCACACCUCCACACCCCCGGCUCGGCCCCCUGCCGUCUGGGAGAUGGGCUCCAAGGGGGCCAGGCCCAGUGACGAGGGCAGCCCAGACACCCGGCCUCACAGCUAGAGCCCCAGCCCAGGCCUCCCAGGGCCCCGCCAGAGCGUCCAAAUCCGCGCCCGGCUCGCACUGCUGCAGAGACACCCGGGAGCUGCAGGGGCACAUUGCCAGGAAGGGCUUGGAAAUCAGACUAGGCGCGCUGCCCGCCGUGCUGAGGAGCUCUCAGAAAAUGGCUGCCCUGGGGCACAGAGACCUGCUCCUGCCUAAACUGAUCCCCCCAGGCUGCAAGGCCCCCCUGGCCCGCCACCAGCUCUGCCCCCUGCUCAGCUGCAAGGCAGGCAGCGUGGAGCUCAAUGUGAGGCACAAGUACAUCCAGUACCUCUGGGCUCUCCCCACCCUGUACACGGAGUCCCUGGCCAAGAUGGUGCCCUGCCCGCCCGUGCCACCCGCCCCCCUGCUGCCCCUGGGUGUGGCCAUCGAGAUCUGCCCCCUGGAGACCCCCUUCGUGGCCUCCGAGGGCCGGGAGCUGCUGGAGAAGCAUGUCCUGAGGAAGCGGCUGCAGCACGAAUGGGGCCUGCCGGGCCUGGUGCGGCGAUCGCUGAGGUGUUUCAUGCCACCCCCGCCCACGCGGCCCAGGCCCAAGGGGAGCGACCGGCCGGCAGCCAUGGAGCUCCGUGUCAGCAGCGGGGCCCCUCCCAUCCCUCUGGCCACCAAGAGGGAGCUGGAAGCCCACAUCCGGCGGAGGGUGGCCGAGAGGAGGUGGGGGCUCCCCAGGAGGGUGCAGGAGUCCCUGCGGGGCUUCAUGCCCCCCACGACCGCAGCUCCGGGGACACAUCCAGACACGCAAGGCAGAAGGGCCAGCCGGCCGCUCAGGGGGCUGUCAGCGAGAAGGGCUCCAAGAGACUCACCCUCCAGGGCGCCACCCGUGGGCCCAACAGCGGUGGCUGUCUCCUUAGCCGGGCCCCUGGGAACUGCAUGGCACCAGCAGCUCAGUCGGGACACAUGCCACCAGCUGCUGGAGAGACAUGUGACCAGGAAAAACAUAGAGAUCCGUCUGGGCCUGAUCCCCCGCAUGGCCCAACACUCACAGGAAGCCGCCCGCCGGGUGGGAAAGCUCCCCUUGCCCCAGCUGAUUCGGCCAGGCCAGAGAUCCCUGGAGCUGCGGCCCCGGGAGCUGCUCUUCCUGGAGCAGGCGGCCUCGGAUCACCUGGAGCUCAACCUUCUCCACAAGCACCUGAGCUUCAGGUGGGGGCUGCCCACGCUGUACCGACAGUCCCUGGCCAAGCUGUUCCACGCAGGCCCCUCGCCCGCUCCGCCGCCCGCCAGCUCCCGCGCAGCUGGGACCAAGUUCACGGAGCAGGAGCUGCCCUUCCUCCCACCGGGAGCCCGGGAGGAGCUGGAGCUGCAUGUCAGGAAGAAGAGGCUGCAGCAUGAGUGGGGGCUGCCUGUGAUCAUCCAGAAAUCCAUGCGGGGCCUGAUGGCGGCAGCACCCCGCCCCGGCCAGCCCAAGGCCCCUCCGUCGGCCGACAGGGACGUGGCCAUUCUCCAGCCCGAGCUGUCCUUCCUCAGAGAGGGCAGCCGACGAGAGCUGGAGCUCAGCCUCCGCAAGAGACUCAUGCACCGGCGCUGGGGGCUGCCAAGGAGGAUCCAGGAGUCGGUGCGGCUGCUCCAGCCUGCCUCAGCCCCUGCGGAGUUCAGGCCUCGCAGCCGUACAGAAAAGGAUGCAGAGGGGCCUUUCCUGCUGCCCUGGCACAAGAGCACCGUGCACCUGGAGCGGGGCGUGGGGAAAGCCAGGAGAGUGGUCGCUGCUCCCCACCCGCGGCUCAGCCUGGGACGUGACGCUCAGGAGCGGCUGCAGAUCCAUGUGGCAAAGAAAUGUGUGGAGACCCGGCUGGGGGCCGUCCCCGCUGCAGUGAGACGCUCUUGGCAAAGGCUGCAUCUCGUGUCCCGGCUGCCCCUCCCCAAGCUGAUCCCUGCUGGGGACAGGGCCCCCAAAGCCAGGAGCCCCCUGCUGCCCUUCGUGCACCCGGAGGACGUCUGCCACCUCGAGCUGAAUGUGCAGCACAAACAUCUCACGGCCCUGUGGGGCCUGGGCACUCUCUACACCCAGUCCCUCAGCAGGAUGGUCCCCAGGGCACCCCCUGGGCCGGUUCCACCCCGUGAGGCGGAAGUCGAGUUCUGGGCACGGGAGGCUCUGUUCCUGGGCCCGGAGGCCAGAGAGGCCCUGGAGCUGCAUGUCAGGAAGAAGAGGCUGCAGCACGAGUGGGGCUUCCCUGCACUCAUCAAACGGUCACUCAGAGCCUUUGUGCCAGAGCCCCCGCUGCCGGGGCCGACCGCAGCCCGCCAAUGCACCGAGCUGCACGUCCUCGUCCUGGGGCAGGAGCCUUCGCUCAUGGACGGGGACACGAGAGGCCGCCUGGAGCAUCACCUCCGGAAGAUGACGCUGCAGCGGAGGUGGGGCCUUCCCCAGAGAAUCCAGGAGUCCUUGCGGCUGUUUGCUGCUAUUGCCCCGCCGGCUGGCCCGCAGCUUCCUGGGGCCGGUGGAGAAAGGUGCGUUGGGCAAAGCCGGCUGAGGCCCAGCCAGCCAGACGUCCCCGCAGGGAGCCGCUUGGCAGGAGACAGCAGAACCCAUGGCCUUGCUGCUGAGCGGAGGGAUGAGCUCCAGCGGCACCUCGCGAGGAAGUGCCUAGAGAUCAGGCUGGGGGUGAGGCCGGCCGUGGUGAAGAGAUCCCAGAGAGUGGCCAGGGAGGGGGAGAGGAUCCGCCUCCCCAGGCUGAUCUGCGCAGGCCAGAAGCCCCCCAAGCCCAGGGCCGGCUCCCUCCUCUGCCUGCCGCCCACGGCUGUGAAUACCCUGGACAUGAACGUGAGACACAAGCAGAUGGUGCAUUUCUGGGGGCUCCCCACGCUGCAGGCGGCGUCCCUGCGGAGGAUGAUGCCGAAGGCUCCGGCUGUGCGGCUGGGGAGUGCAGCAGGGAGGGCCCAGACGCAGAUGGGUCUGGCUGGACGCAUGGGGGCUGAGGAGCCGGAGAGGAACGGCUACAAGGAGCCGCCUCUGGUCACGGGGCCGCCUCUGGUCACAGCCGAGGCCAGGGACCAUCUGGAGAGCCACAUCCUGAGAAAGAAGCUCCAGCAUGAGUGGGGCUUACCGCGGGUGGUGCUGAGAUCCCUGGGCGCGUUCACACCCCCACCACCUGGGAAGGGCCCCCCGAGGUGGGCCCAGGCCCCAGCCAGCGAGAGCUUCGCCACGGGCAGCCUGCUCUUCCUGCACACGGAAACCAGGGAGCACCUGGAGUCACACGUGAGGAAACUGGCCCUGGAGCGGAGAUGGGGUCUGCCCAAGAGGAUCCUGGAGUCCUUAAGGAUGUUCCUGCCGCCUGCCCCACCAGGAGCAGAGCCCAGAGGCCAAACCCAGCCCCUGCUGCAUGUCUCCCCUACACUCCCCCAAGGUCCUACAGCCCUCUCCAUGGGGCAAUUGGAAGAGCUCCAGCCAGGCCCCGGGGAGUCCCUCACCCACCGGUCCCAGCACUGGCUUGAAAUGGGGGUAAAGGAGAGCAAAGCCAGCUGCCCUGAGGCAGUGUCCCAACACACCCUGGGGAGCAGCAGCAGGAGAAGCCAGGAGACCUCCCAGACGAGCAAUGGGGAAGGGCCCCCCAGCUCCCCACGCCACUUCCUGGAGGACAAGGCAGAGCUGAAAUCCACCCUGGACUUUCCCAGGAAGAAGGUGCUGGGAAUUUCCCACAGGGCCCAGGAGUCCCAGAGACGGGCCUUGUGCCCGGUGGCCCAUGAGCCCCACCCACAGCAGAGAGAGCAGAGCUCUGAGGAAAGUCCUGGGCAGUGGAGGACCCACGAUGGCGAAGGAGCUCCACGGAUGGCGAAGACCGGCAGGCGCUCCCGGAGCUCGUCUGUGGAGACAGCCAUUUGGAAUGAGAAGAGGAUCUUGCGGGAGCUGGAAUCCAGCUUCAGGAGAAUAGCCCGGAGCCGUAGCCGCCAUGGCCCAGGUGGGAAGCAGCCUCUGUCUCUGGAAAUCGUGGGCCACCUGGAAAUGGGCCAUUGCACAUGCUUGGACUGCCCAUGCUGCAAGCUAGAGGGGUGGGACGGCGCCCGCUCUCCAGGGGCCAGCUCUCCUGGGUGGCAGAUGCAGCGUAUCCAUGCAAAGGGGUCAGCAACUCUCCUAGGAGACGCGGCAGCUCCGAGCCCUCUGCAUGCUGAGCCCGUAUGGCAGGGGCAGGGCACUCCCAGUGUGGCAAAAGAUGAACCGCCUGCCUCCUCUCCGUCAUCUCCGGAAGGCAGCGAGUCCAGGGCCUCUGACUGGUCUGAGGGAGAAAGCUCUCGCACAGCCUCUCGCCCAGCGCCCGAGGGGCCCACGCUGGCACGGGUGCAUCUUGCUUCUCCGCGGGCCGCAGCACACCAGCUGGACAUCCACCUGGCGCAGAAGGCCCUGGGCUCCUUCGUCCUGCCGCCCUGCGUCAUACGCUCCCAGGCCAUCUAUGCCGACAUGGCAGCUGAGCGGCUGAGAGCCGCUGCCCAGGAACACAGGCGGGAAAUGAACAUCCGGCUGCAGCGCAGGAGGGGCCGGAAAAGCCAGCUGGGAGGGCCCCGUCAGGAAGCCCUGGGAGAAAGAGCCCGCCCCGCGGGCACAGGAGAGCCGGGAUUCCCGAGAGCUGGCUCCUUGGGCCAGAGACUGAUCAGAGAGUCCCAGAGCCAGGCAAACCAGUACCUGUGUGAGACGUGCCAUGGCCUCUUCACCGCCGGUGAGGAGGGACUCAGCCCCCAGCCCUGUCCUGCCAAGGGGGCUGGGAAGUCAGACGUGGCGAGGACUCAUCUAGAGACUCAUGUGCCCCCGAGGGGCAGGAAGACGUCAGGUGAUGCCUGCAGAGGGGAGCAAGGUGCAUCCUACCAGCGGUCUCGGGAUCUGAGCCGUGCAGCUGGCGCCCCCCCGUACAAAGGUCCAGCUGGCGCUGAGGAGAUGGUCGGGGACUGGGACAGCGAGGCCGUGUCAGCCUGGGAUGCGGAAGGAGAAGGCAGCCUGGGGUGGAAGGUGAGGAGGGACACCGAGGGGCGACGUGGCAUGAGAGAGAUGCCGGCGGUGGGGACAGGCCCCAGGGCUGGAAGCAACAUGAGGCAGACAGAGGCCCUGGUGCUGACUGAGGCACCGCCCGGGGCUGAACAGCCUCCCCGUGCACCUCCAGGGAGAGGGGCUGAGUCACCGUCCAUCCCCGGCAAGGGGAAGGGCUCCACCUUCAGGAGAAUCAUGCUGGGCUUCCUCAAACGCGUCACCUCCAGGGCAUCGGUGGAGAAGAUAGGGCAGGUUGACAGGUCAAUGGCUGCACCACGAGGAGCCCCGCCACCCCCUCAGAAACUCGCCCCAUCCCCCAAGAGCGUGACCUUCAACGCCAACGUCCACAUGCGGGCAGAGGUCAGGAGAUGCCAGCUGUGUUCCAGCGCAGAGGAGAGGGACGGUGCUGGGAGAAAGGAGCCAGCCGCAGCCGCUCGGACCAGGGGGCUGCCAGGGAAUGGGGCUCCCCAGGGAUCUGGGACAGCCUCCCCCAAUGCCAGGCGAGGGGACAGCGUGACCAAGGGAGAAGAACCUUCUCCAGAGGAAACAGGGCCCUCAGCAGAGUAUGGUGGAUACCAAGAGCGGGUGACCCUGAGAGUGAGUGAAUGCAGGGAGGGGAAGGUGCAUGAACCCAGUGGGACGCCUGCUGCGUCAGCGGGACCUUCUGCCCCAUGGCCACCACCCCCAGCCUGCCCCGCUGCCAGGGACGCCAGAACAACCGGCAGUCACAAGGGAGAAGGAGGCAAAGGAGUCUCACAGUCUGGCUCAGCAGCCCUGGGCUCCAAUCAGCCGUCUCCCAUGGAGUCCUCCAGAACAAAGCUCAGAGAGCAGAGGGGUCGGGGACUCAGCCCUUCUCGCCCACUGGGUCUCUCCAGGAGCCGGGUGGAAGGCCCGCGGUGCAGCGGCAGGGCCAGAGGACCGGACAGCGAGGGGAUCCUGGCCCGCAGCAGAGAGUGGAGAUCCGGCAGCAGAGGGAGGCCCACCGGUAGAAGAACAAGGUCCAGAAGCAGAGAAGGGGAAUCCCUGGUGCGAGAGGAAGUCCAGGAUCGGCAGGGCACACGCAGGAGGCCAGGCAAGGCCAGGUCACACAGGGUGGCCACACCAGCCAAUGGCGUGGGAGGAAAUGCCACCGAGGACCCAUCCGGGACAGUCGGAGCGUCUAACCUGGAGCGCCGUGGGCACCAGGCCAGGCUGGAAACUGAGCUUCUGCAGCCAGGGUCAUGUCCUGGCAAGAGCGUAGGCCAGGUGUGCUGGUUCCACCAGCAUCAUGCUCAUGCCCACCUUCGCCACGUACACGACAGAACGCCAGAGCUGCGCGGAGAGAACCUGUGUGCCCUGCGGGAGAGGAUGCAGGCCCGGCGGAGGAAGCUGUCCCCGUCACUCAACAGCGCCGCCUCCGAAGAGGAGAGCUGCCUCCGGGCCUUGGACAAGAGUUAG
Mauremys mutica (yellowpond turtle) is the source of this 8061-nucleotide messenger RNA. RefSeq lists its product as uncharacterized. The coding region runs from base 67 to 8061 and encodes 2664 amino acids. The record is from RefSeq and is a predicted model, not a curated record. NCBI's taxonomy places the organism in Eukaryota, Metazoa, Chordata, Testudines, Geoemydidae. The transcript has 3 exons.